This is a messenger RNA of Dentiscutata erythropus, 1245 nucleotides long. The record is from the annotation of a GenBank genome assembly. NCBI's taxonomy places the organism in Eukaryota, Fungi, Glomeromycota, Glomeromycetes, Diversisporales, Gigasporaceae.
AUGGCUAAAAAUUCUAGAAACAAAGAUGAUUCUAUUUCGCUCAAAUAUACUACAUUUGGAUUAAAAUCUUCUAAAGAAGAUAUUUAUACAGAAGACGAAAUGAACGCUCCACUACUAUCAGAUAAUUCUCGUAAUGAAGGCAUUUUAGUUAUUGAUGAAUCAUCCGAUAAUGCUUACUUAGAAGAUGUUGAAAUUGCGAGAAUGCCACAUCAUGGUGGAUCGGUAUUCUCUAGUUUUUUAAAUAUGGCAAAUAGUAUUAUUGGAGCUGGUCUUCCAUAUUCUUUUCGUGAAGCCGGAAUAUGGUCAGGGAUUAUAUUAUUAAUUGGUCUUACAAUGGUAGUAGAUUGGACGAUUAGACUUUUAGUACUUAACGCAAAAUUAUCUGGAAGAAGUUCUUAUCAAGAUAUAAUGCAAUUUUGUUUUGGAAAAAGUGGAAUGGUAGCCAUAUCAUUAUUUCAAUUUGCUUUCGCUUUUGGAGCUCUUUAUCGUGACAUUUCAAAAUUGGCUAAAGCAAGUGGUUUGGCCUUGAUUUCUAUGGUUAUUAUUGUGGUUAGUGUCGUUAUAGAAGGUCCUCAAGUAGAUCAAUCACUCAGAGGUUCGGAGAAUGGAAAAUGGGCUUUUAUACAUGAUGAAGUUUUUCAGUCAAUUGGAGUUAUCAGUUUUGCAUUUGUUUGUCACCACAAUAGUUUACUUAUUUUUGAUGCAUUGCAUAAGCCAACUAUUGAUCGGUUUGCAACCGUUACACAUUUGUCAACCUUUGUAUCCUUGGUAUCAUGUAUGCUAAUGGCAUUAUGUGGAUAUUUAAUAUUCACUAAUAAAACAGAAGGAGAUAAUGUUAUUAUAAACAUAGCUCGCUUUUGUUUUGGAUUCAAUAUGUUUACUACAUUACCGUUAGAAUUAUUCGUGUGCAGAGAGGUGAUCAAUAACUAUUAUUUUCCUAAUGAACAAUUCAAUGUGUUACGACACGUAAUCAUAACUACCCUUCUUGUUGGAGGUGCUAUGAUCAUUUCUCUCUUAACAGACAAUCUUGGUACAGUACUUGAACUUACUGGUGGAUUUUCAGCAACUGCAUUAGCUUAUAUUCUACCUCCAGCAUGCUAUUUAAAACUAUCUUCAGGCAAAUUAUGGACUUUAAAUAAAUUACCUGCAAUAUUGUGUGUGAUAUUUGGUAUUUUGGUUAUGGUGUUGAGCACUAUGUUAAGUAUUGCAAAUAUUAUAGACGGAUGGAUAACACCAGACAAUUAA